GGGUGGGGACUGGGCCGAAGUCCACGCUGGGCUGGAUCAGGGAACCAUAUAGGGAAGAGGGACAUAAGACAAAGGGGAGUUGUGCAAGGUGUACAGAGUGAGUGGAAGUUGUCCAAGACGUACACCGCGGGAGAGAGACAUGUUCUGCACCGCGGGGGAGAGAAUGUGUCCGGUGUACACCAGGAGACAAGUUUUGUACCAGAGAAGAGAGGUGUGCCUGGAGAGCACCGCGGCAAAGCACUGAUCAGAGGGGGAAAGCUCAGUUGAGAGGGAAGGGAAGAGAAGCAAGCAUGGAGGAGCAGCGCGGACUGGACUGUGUGCCUGGCGUACAAAGUCCACACAAGCCCUUCGACUCRGGAUUGGAACAGGCCAGUAGAAGAGUAUGACGAACAGAGGGAACGGUGCGCAGUGGGCAAGCGACCGCAGAGCACGCAGCGAGCGAGUGUCUCAGAACAACGGACCAGGAGACUGCAGCGGAGAUGGUGAUGGGUCGUACCUGUUCGUGAGGCGCUGCGGUUUAGCGCUGGUCAAAGGGAGCAUGCUGAAGUUUCACUCAGUUGGCGACUUUCAACUUUCAAGAGAGGCAAAAUGGGUCUCUUCUGCCCUUGUGUUCUGUUUGGCAGGAAUAUGGAGAGGAUGAACCACACACCGUGGACAGGGCCUUGCAUCUGCCAUGCCAUCUGUGUUGAAGGAGGAGCUGCGACCACAAUUGGAGCACUUAUAUACUUCCACUUCCAGCAGCUUGUGGUUCCCUUCAUCUUCUGGUGGCUUUGUGGUCUCUACAUGGCAGGACCACGCAGCGAGAUACAGAGAAAAUAUCAGUUAGAGAGCCAACCUUGCGACCCAGCUAUUGUGCACUGUCUAUUACACUGCUGUGCACUUUGCCAGGAGCAUCGGGAGAUGCAGGUCAGAUUGAUUGACGAUAUUGAGAUGAAGACCGUCAGUGAACCGCCACCUAUUCAGUCAAUGGAGGGGCCAACAUCUCCAGCGCGCUCGCCGAGAGCGGCAGAAUGAUUCCGACCGUGAUAAGUACUGUAAGU
Molecule: messenger RNA, 1040 nt
Organism: Chara braunii
Lineage: Eukaryota; Viridiplantae; Streptophyta; Charophyceae; Charales; Characeae
Source: the annotation of a GenBank genome assembly